Messenger RNA from Nematolebias whitei (Rio pearlfish), 1392 nucleotides. It is a transcript of the gene lin7c, whose product is annotated as lin-7 homolog C (C. elegans). NCBI's taxonomy places the organism in Eukaryota, Metazoa, Chordata, Actinopteri, Cyprinodontiformes, Rivulidae. Gene Ontology annotation, molecular function: L27 domain binding. Gene Ontology annotation, cellular component: cell-cell junction; MPP7-DLG1-LIN7 complex; basolateral plasma membrane. The transcript is spliced from 5 exons. Bases 81 to 800 code for a protein of 239 amino acids. The record is from RefSeq and is a predicted model, not a curated record. Gene Ontology annotation, biological process: protein localization to basolateral plasma membrane; maintenance of epithelial cell apical/basal polarity; neurotransmitter secretion.
CUCAGUUUUUUUGAUGUGUACCUGAACGCACCAUGACACUGGCAGCUAGCCUAGCCGAGCUAACUUGGCUAAUCUGAUUUAUGGUCUCAGUUGGGCACACGAAACGUUUGCCAAGGUUACCCAUUUUUUGUUUCCUAUAUAUCCACUCCGUAUCGCGAUAUCCACGUAAAAUAAUUGAGUCUUUCAUUUCAAGAAUGGCGUCACUCGGAGAACCUGUGCGGCUGGAAAGAGAUAUCAACCGUGCGAUUGAGCUGCUCGAUAAGCUGCAGAGGACGGGGGAAGUUCCUCCUCAGAAGCUGCAGGCGCUGCAGAGGGUCUUGCAGAGUGAAUUUUGUAAUGCUGUCAGAGAAGUUUAUGAGCAUGUGUAUGAAACGGUGGAUAUCAACAGCAGUCCUGAGGUCAGAGCCAACGCCACUGCAAAGGCUACAGUGGCAGCAUUUGCAGCCAGUGAGGGACACUCACAUCCUCGUGUGGUGGAACUGCCCAAAACAGAAGAAGGUCUGGGUUUCAAUAUAAUGGGUGGAAAGGAGCAGAACUCGCCUAUUUACAUCUCACGGAUCAUCCCAGGAGGCAUCGCCGACCGCCACGGAGGCCUGAAAAGAGGCGACCAGCUUCUCUCUGUUAACGGAGUGAGUGUGGAGGGUGAGCACCACGAGAAGGCUGUGGAGCUCCUCAAAGCAGCUCAGGGCACAGUGAAGCUGGUAGUGAGGUACACCCCCAAAGUUCUCGAGGAGAUGGAGUCACGCUUUGAGAAGAUGAGGUCGGCAAAGCGUCGGCAACAGAACAACUAUCCUCAGUAGGAUUUAUUGUUUCCAUGUUGAUGUCUCCUCCUUUACUCAUCUGUUCUAGUCUCUUUCUUUCUUCUCCUCCCACACCAAUAGUCCAUGAUUUUAGUUUUAUCUACUAAUAACACGUGUUUUUGUGAUUCUUCUCGAGCAUUUUGAAUAUUCCUCAUUGUUCCCGACACUAAGCUCAGAUAAAACUAUGAUAACGAUUGAUUGUGAGCCUGAAGCACGCCGUGUGCUUCAUUUUUCAUUUGACGAGUUGAAUGAACUUUGAGGACCUUUGGGACAAACUGUAUUAGUCUUUUAGACAGAAAAGGUAAUGUUUUAUUUGUUUUAUCAAAGUGCCUGAGGGCAAGCACGUUCAUCUCACGUACUCUUAACUGACUUUGUUUUCUGCAACAGUUUAACAUCAAGUAGUGGGGAUUAAAUGCUUACAACAGGAUUUACUGCACGCUUUGUGUCUGUUAGUGUGAAUAUGUGUAGCCAUGAUGUGUAAACCCUGGAGGAGCUGCUCAACAAACCUACUGGAAGGUGACCUCUAACAAAGCUGGUGUUAUUUUAAGACGUUCUCUUUUGAGUUUGCUGGUGUCAUCGUGCACUAUAAAAA